AUGUGGGCUCUGCGUUCUGGAUUGAUACGAAUUCAUAACUGCCGUAUAAUUCAACGAUUUUUAGUUGGCCAAAACACCUUGGGUCGGCUAUCAUCAAAGCUGUCACUUACUUAUACGUGCAAAGUGUGUAAAUCACGUCAGGGUCCAAAAGAGAUUUCAAAAGUUGCUUACGAAGAGGGUGUUGUAUUGGUGACGUGCGACUCUUGUAAGAACCAUCACAUCAUCGCAGAUAAUUUGGGUUGGUUCUCGGACUUGAAAGGGAAAAAGAAUAUCGAAGAAAUCCUCGCUGAAAAGGGCGAAUCAGUGACAAGAACACUCGAAGGCACUACAGUCAACAUCGUCCCGAAAGGUCAGAUGUUCGGACGUUGUUUUUCAUUUACUCGAUACUGA
Molecule: messenger RNA, 390 nt
Organism: Anisakis simplex (herring worm)
Lineage: Eukaryota; Metazoa; Nematoda; Chromadorea; Rhabditida; Anisakidae
Source: the annotation of a GenBank genome assembly